CUUUCCGUACCCCCUCAUUAAUGACAGUACCGUAAUUCAUUCCCCCUGGUGUCUCUCUCUCAUCACUCUACUACGGCGAGGCAGUCGGUUUAGCGGUCACAGGCACCAUGGAGGCCAAAUUUAUCUUAAUUGCUGUAAUUAUUCCAAUCAUUGCUAGUCAAGGCAUCAAUAAAGUGUCUUUGGACGACUCAGAAAAGAAUGAAUGUGGACAAUCCACCAAGCUCUCCAGUGGAUCUCAGAUCCAGUUGACCACUAAUGGAAAGACCAAGACCGGAAUCUGUGGAUUCCUCGUCAACAGGAUUGAUAACAUCAACACCAAGUGUCCUUAUCCAGGAAUAUGCGCGCGCAUCGACGAUUCUCGUAUGGGAUCCUGCCAAGCCAAAGUGGCAUUUACUGGAAAAUAUUUCGAUAAAACUCCAGACAGCACACAGGAACUGAGCUGCUACAUGAAGCCUAAAGGAGCUAAAUUCUGCACCCAGGCCCCUGCACUGCGUGUGGAGGUGACAGAGAACCCCAAUGUCCCGAAAGAGGAGCGGGAAUACGGAUUCAACAUCACUGUAUAUACCCAGUGCUUCGACAACAAAGAGAAACUUAUUGUUGAAUAUGUAGAGGAUGAAUACCAACCUCCGGAUCUGGAAUCUGCCUGGAGAAAGAACUACAUCAUGGGAAUUGUGGUAGCCGCUUGUAUAUGUUGCGUUUUCCUGGUUAUCGUGGUUGUCAUGAAAUGUUACUAUAGAAACAAACCCUAUGCUGGUAUUAAGGAGGAUAGAUAGAAAGUUUCUUUUUCUUCUUCUCUCCCGUGCGGGACCAGCCCGGUGUAUUGUGUUUGUCGUCUGCUUCUACGAUCAGAAUCCAAUAAUAUAUAAGUAUUUCUCUUUUUUACUUAAAAAACACAAAAAUUAAGCUGCAGCACUGAUCCAAUUCACUGGGCUGAUUCUCCGCAUUUGAGAAACAUUCCUAUAAAAUCGGGUUUCACACUAAACAGAUCCAGAAGUCAUUCCAAGGGAAUCAAUUUUAAUUCGUUGAAAAUAAUCGUUUAUUUACUUGAAACAGCAUAAUGGUCUACCAAAAAGUUCAAAACGUAUUUGUUUAAAGUGUUUAGUGUGAACUUUUGUUCUUUCUAUGAAAACAUCUCCAUUGUACCUAUGCAUUUAACAUAGAACGUACGAACAAAAAUGCAUUUGUUUUUGUUUCCUUUUUUUAACGUUGGAGAUGGAAUACAUGUUCAUGUUGAGAAUCACUAUUUUGUUUGUUUUCAUAUCUUGUUAAAGGUUGUGCAAGAGCGAAUGAUAGACAUCAUCGAUUUGUAUAUAAACUGAAUGUAGAUUGAACAAGAUUUUGUGACGAGCAGUUGUUA
Messenger RNA from Magallana angulata, 1357 nucleotides. RefSeq lists its product as uncharacterized. The transcript is spliced from 5 exons. The record is from RefSeq and is a predicted model, not a curated record. Lineage: Eukaryota; Metazoa; Mollusca; Bivalvia; Ostreida; Ostreidae. The coding region runs from base 108 to 773 and encodes 221 amino acids.